AUGUCAAAGACAAUCAGCGAACCCGACGACAACGCGCGCACCGUCCGAUUCCCGUCCUUACAGAUCGAUACCCGCGACCAUGCCGCUUCCCCAACCUCGCCCACGGCGCGCGUGCGUGUCGCCGCUCCUAACGAUGUCGGCGCACCUCUGACCCGCGCCUCUACCGACCAGAACAUAUCCCCUAUGCGACGACGCGCAGGCACCUUCAAGCCGGUAGAAGACUACGGAGACUUUGAAAUGUCUCGCCCCGGAUGGCAACCCGGCUCCGAGCCCGGCUUCGAUCCCAAUAAGUCGGACGGCGGCCACGCUUCCAUGCCCGCCCUCCGCGCCGAGUGCGACAUCUCCGUUUUCGACUUCAGCCAGGGCAACAUGGUCCAACACAAGUUUAGAAACGAAGAGUUUGUCGACUUCUUGCGGAAACCCCAGGAGCCGUGGGUCCAGAGCCGCUGGAUCAAUGUCAACGGUCUCAGCUGGGACGUCAUCCAGGCCUGCGGAAAGUACUACAAGCUGCACAAGCUCGCCAUCGAGGAUAUUAUGAACACGAGGAACCGCACAAAGGCCGACUGGUACGCCAACCACGCCUUCAUCGUUAUGACGCUGCAAAAGCUCGUCCUCCUUCUCGACGACGACAGCAGCAGUAGCAGCAGCAGCAGCAGCGACGACGAUUCGGACGACGUAGCGAGCGUAAAGACGGCAAAGUCCGGAAAGGGUAUGAAGAAGCUGAAGCGCGCCUUUACCAUGGGCGGCAAGCCGAGACCAGACCCCGAGACGGGCAGGCAGAGGGCCGGCAGACCGACCAUAGUCACGCAGGGCGACGGCAGCGGCUACGGGGCCCAGCUGAACCGUAACAUGAGCGAGCUCUCCCAGCUCAAGGAGACGGCCUUUGUCCGCACUCUCCAGCGCUACCACGCCUCGGCCAACGAGGUCCGCACAGAGUACAUGGAGCGCCACUCCUCUCUCAUGUCCCGCGGCCUCGCCGUCUCCGCCGAGCAGGUCGCCAUCUUCCUGACUUCGGACAACACCGUCAUCUCCUUCUUCGAGAUGUCGGCCGAGGACAUCGAACGCCCCAUCACCGUUCGCCUCGGCGAUCCAUCCACCAUCCUCCGCCAGUCCUGCGACGCCUCCCUCGUCGUCCAGGCCAUCAUCGACGCCAUCAUCGAUCUCGCCAUCCCCCUGACAGCCGUCUACAGCGACGUCAUCGGCGACCUCGAGCUCGACGUCCUCACGAGCCCGAGCAUCAAGCAGACCCGCAGCCUCUACAUCUGCGUCAGCGAGAUCAACAAGAUGCUCACGUUCCUCAACCCCAUCGACAACCUCGUCAACGUCCUGCGCGAUCACCGCACCGAGCUGUCGCAGGACGAGGCGGCGCGCCAGCUGCGCAACCCGGCCAGCGGCGUCAUCGUCACGCCGCUCACGCACACAUACCUCGGCGACGUGCUCGAUCACUGCGUCAUCAUCACCGAGUCCAUGCAGCAGAUCAAGCGGUCCGCCGAUAACCUGAUUGAUCUCAUCUUCAACACCAUCUCGGCCAACCAGAAUGAGAGCAUGAAGCAGCUGACCAUCAUUACCAUUAUAUUCCUGCCCCUGACCUUCUUGACUGGCUACUUUGGACAAAACUUUGAAAAGUUUCCGGAUAUCCAGAAUCCGAUGGGCAUUCAAUUCUUGUACGUUGAGACCACCCCCUUCGCUCCGCAGCUAUCAAACUAA
Messenger RNA from Colletotrichum acutatum, 1707 nucleotides. RefSeq names its product magnesium and cobalt transporter cora. The transcript has a single exon. Gene Ontology annotation, biological process: metal ion transport; transmembrane transport. The record is from RefSeq and is a predicted model, not a curated record. Lineage: Eukaryota; Fungi; Ascomycota; Sordariomycetes; Glomerellales; Glomerellaceae. Gene Ontology annotation, cellular component: plasma membrane. Gene Ontology annotation, molecular function: magnesium ion transmembrane transporter activity; cobalt ion transmembrane transporter activity; magnesium ion binding. The coding region runs from base 1 to 1707 and encodes 568 amino acids.